CCCCCGGGUGCACCGAGUCCAGCCACUAGUGGCAGGGCCAGGCCAGCAUGGUGGACCACCUGCUUCCAGUGGACGAGAGUUUCUCGUCACCAAAAUGUCCAGUGGGUUACCUGGGUGACAGGCUGACCAGCCGGCGGCCAUACCACAUGCUGCCCUCACCUGUCUCCGAGGACGACAGCGACGUCUCCAGCCCCUGCUCCUGCUCUAGCCCUGACUCUCAAGCCCUCUGCUCCUGCUGUGGCACGGGCCCAGGCUCUGAGGCCCAGGACAGUAUCUUGGAUUUCCUGCUCUCUCAGGCCACACUGGGUAGCGGAAGUGGCAGUGCGAGUAUUGGGGAUGUCACUGGCCCUGUGACCUGGGGGUCCUGGAAGAGGGCCCCAGUACCUGUGAAAGGAGAUCACUUCUGCUUCCCUGAGUUCCCACUGGGAGACCCCGAUGAUGUCACCAGGCCCUUCCAACCAACCCUGGAGGAGAUUGAAGAGUUCUUGGAGGAGAACAUGGAGCCAGAGACCAAGGAAGCUCCAGAGAGUGGCAGUAAGGACUUGGAAGCCUGUGGCCAGCCCUUAGCUGGGCCACACAGGAGUCACCACCACCCAGGGUCUGGUGGGAGAGGGCGCAGUACCCCUCCUCCGGGAAGCACCAGUGGGGGAGGUGCCCAGGGCACAGGUGAGGGACCCACGCCUGACGGCCCUGUGCCAGUCCUGCUGCAGAUCCAACCAGUUGCUGUAAAGCAGGAGGUGGGUGCGGGCCCGGCCUCCCCCGGGCAGGCCCCGGAGAGCGUCAAGGUUGCUCAGCUCCUGGUCAACAUCCAGGGGCAGACCUUUGCACUCCUGCCCCAGGUAGUGCCCUCCUCCAACUUGAACCUACCUUCGAAGUUUGUGCGCAUUGCCCCUGUGCCCAUCGCCGCCAAGCCCAUUGGCUCCGGACCCCUAGGAUCCAGCUCUGCUGGCCUCCUUGGGGGCCAGAAGUUCACCAAAAACCCAGCAGCAGAACUUAUCAAAAUGCAUAAAUGUACUUUCCCUGGCUGCAGCAAGAUGUACACCAAGAGCAGCCACCUCAAGGCCCACCUGCGCCGGCACACGGGUGAGAAGCCCUUUGCCUGCACCUGGCCGGGCUGCGGCUGGAGGUUCUCACGCUCUGAUGAGCUGUCCCGGCACCGGCGUUCGCACUCGGGUGUGAAGCCGUACCAGUGUCCCGUGUGCGAGAAGAAGUUCGCGCGGAGCGACCACCUCUCCAAACACAUCAAGGUGCACCGCUUCCCACGGAGCAGCCGCGCAGUGCGCACCGUGAACUGAGCAUGGAGCACGCACCGCCACCCCUGUCCCGGCCUCACCUUUUUUUUAAGCAAUAAUUUAUUUGCCUCCUUCAGAGGGAAGUGACGUAUUACCAGCCCCCUUCUGAAGCUUAGGAGGUGUGACCCAGAGCUGACACCUGCUGCCUUGCUUGGAGGACAUAGAGCCACCCCGUCCCUGGGGGCUGGUUCCCCGUGGCCAGGGGAGGCUGUGCCCUGCGUGCCUUUGUGCCUUCCCGCCUCUACCGCAGGCACUAGCUGGAAGAAGAGCUUGGAGGGCCUAGCCCUUCUCCCACUGGGCUCCCUACCUGGGUCAAGGCCAACACUUUAUUGCUGGGGAAGCAAAAUGUGCUGUGUUGAAAUGUUCAGUUCCCACAGGGAGCCAUGCUGGGAAGAAGGAUGUAGGCCAAAAGUCCAAGGCUGCACUGUGGCAUGCAGGCUUGCUGUGUGCAAGAAUCUGUGCUCAGCAUGCACAGUGGAGACAGGGCCUUUGGGGUGACCUGGUCAUAGGGCUGAACUGGGGACAGAAGUGAAGAGGACCCUCCCCUCUCACAGGGGCCAGCAAUGCAUGUGCUUAAGUAAAAUGUGCAAGACAGAUGGAGCCGUAUGUGUGCGCCUGUGCCCAGCCUGGCUCUCCCUCCUGUUUCCCAGAAAAAUCCAGAUACCAGCCUCUAGGGUCACCACGAGAGGAGAGGGGAGCAGGCACACUGGGUGUGAAGGAACUAGCUAGACUCACAUAGGUGUGUCCAACCUAUGGUCUGUGGGCUGCAUGCAUCCUAGGAUAGCUGUGGAUGCAGCCCCACCUGUUUGUAGAUGACAAUGUCACAUCACAGUGUCAAAGGGUUGGACACCCCAAUAGAGCCUACCAGUCUGAUUUAGAAAUGCAUUCCUCAUCUUGUCUAGAAGUUAAUACCAAGUGAAUUAGCUUGUUUUGACAGGUAUAUUUCACAUCCUAUGAAUGUAUGUAAAUAAACUGUACAUAAGUAUGCAUCUACAUAAAUAUCUUUUAAUAACAUGUCAACAUUUGUGUAAAUUUGAAAUUAAAAGAUUCUAUAAAGCCGGUGUACAUAUGUUACAAUUAUGUAUAUUUUCU
This is a messenger RNA of Jaculus jaculus (lesser Egyptian jerboa), 2384 nucleotides long. It is a transcript of the gene Klf15, whose product is annotated as Kruppel like factor 15. The coding region runs from base 48 to 1295 and encodes 415 amino acids. The record is from RefSeq and is a predicted model, not a curated record. Gene Ontology annotation, biological process: regulation of transcription by RNA polymerase II. Lineage: Eukaryota; Metazoa; Chordata; Mammalia; Rodentia; Dipodidae. Gene Ontology annotation, molecular function: DNA-binding transcription factor activity, RNA polymerase II-specific; RNA polymerase II cis-regulatory region sequence-specific DNA binding. The transcript is spliced from 3 exons.